This is a messenger RNA of Ctenocephalides felis (cat flea), 1065 nucleotides long. Its product is annotated as protein commissureless 2 homolog. The record is from RefSeq and is a predicted model, not a curated record. The transcript has 2 exons. The coding region runs from base 394 to 1065 and encodes 223 amino acids. Lineage: Eukaryota; Metazoa; Arthropoda; Insecta; Siphonaptera; Pulicidae. Gene Ontology annotation, biological process: axon guidance.
CAGAUUAGAGCUUUUUAACAGUGUGCUUCAAGAAGUUUUAAGCUGUGCUUUAAUUUCCAAUAAAUUUUUGUGACAUCAGUAUCAUAGUCCAAAUAUUUUAUUGAUAUUUGCUGUGGUAAUUGAAAAACAAUAAAAUAGUUUUAAGUAUACCAAUAUAAACCAAACUUUGGGACCAAGUGUUGGGGCCAUCUGAUUAAUUUUAUUUACACCUAUUGGAAAAACUUAGAUAAAAAAUGUGCAAUUAGUGGGUUUAACCAGAAUUAACUCAAAUCAAACCAAAAAUUACCAAGUGAUCAAAAACUGUAGAAAUAUUUUCAUCCAAAAAACUGAUCAGCAAGAUCAAAUAAGUUGAGUUCUCCUAAUCAAAUUAUCCUCAAUCAAUUUCUUUCUGAAAUGUUUGGUUCUAUGGAGCCCAGAAUUACUUUCGAGAUUCCUUCCGGAUUACAAUUGGAAGCUUUGGAAAAUUACACGGUUUUAGUGACAGAAACACAAGGAACCAUGGAUGGAACUGCUUCUACUGGAACUUCCACACAGGAAGCUGAACAGUAUGAACAGCUAUUAGCCGAUGUUUGGGUCGGGGUUGUUUUGACCCUAAUGGUGCUUUCUUGUGUCUGUUGCAUGUGCAGUUGUUUACUCUAUCACAAGUUUCAGCAGUGGAAAAGAAGUGUUUUGGAAGCAAGAGCAACAGCAGACAUAUCCAACAUCGAGCAUGGUUUAGACAACGAAUCCCUGCCAAGUUACACUCUGGUCUCCGGUCUGCCAAGCUACGACGAAGCAGUUAGGCAGCUCCAACAAAUCAAACAAAUGACCAAUCCUCAAUCAACAAAUAUUAAUGAAAACAAGACAACCUUGGAGCAAGAGCAGCAGCAGCAAACGGCAGAUAACAGUUGGACGCCAAGCACUCCUGCUCCAGCUAGGCUGUCGGUUGUAGAUUUAUUCCAUUUAUACAAAACUAGCCAAAGUCAGACAAGCACUCCAAUAAAUCAAGCACCACAAACGACUGUGGCACCAUUGACAACGGUAUCAGAAAGCACCACGCCAAAUGAUUCUAACAAGAUCUCAUGA